GAGCGAACUACAGCGCUUGGCGAGCUCGUCCGCACGGGCCCGGUUUUCUGUCUGCGGGGAGAAGCCACAGAUUAGCUCUGCCUCCGUCGCCCGUUUCUCUCUCUCCUCUCCCUACUUUAAAACGCAGUGAACUGUGCCAGAAUGUGCCAAAUCUCAUUGAGAAGUUCGGUCUCUCUCACCUUGCUCUAGAUUCAGAGGGUAGUGGCCCUUUAGUGUUUACAGAAGUGUUUUAAUGAAUCCGACUCGCUUAUUGUGACAGAGGCCUCCUUGCGCGCGAGGCGGGAGCCGCUUUGGUCCUCUUCCCCUCUUCCUCCCAACUCUCAGCAAUUCACCGUCAGAAUGGUCGGGUUUAGAGAUGGAAGUUCUCUCCAGAGAACCUGAGGUUGAUGAGGUCUGGCGCAGGGCAGAGCUGUGGGAUCCGGCGUGAAAGAAGUCACGAGCCCGAAAGGCUAAGACUGGCUUUUGCUAGGGGGCUUCUGGCGCAGGGCAGAGCUGUGGGAUCCGGCGUGAAAGAAGUCACGAGCCCGAAAGGCUAAGACUGGCUUUUGCUAGGGGGCUUCUGGCGCAGGGCAGAGCUGUGGGAUCCGGCGUGAAAGAAGUCACGAGCCCGAAAGGCUAAGACUGGCUUUUGCUAGGGGGCUUCUGGCGCAGGGCAGAGCUGUGGGAUCCGGCGUGAAAGAAGUCACGAGCCCGAAAGGCUAAGACUGGCUUUUGCUAGGGGGCUUCUGGCGCAGGGCAGAGCUGUGGGAUCCGGCGUGAAAGAAGUCACGAGCCCGAAAGGCUAAGACUGGCUUUUGCUAGGGGGCUUCUGGCGCAGGGCAGAGCUGUGGGAUCCGGCGUGAAAGAAGUCACGAGCCCGAAAGGCUAAGACUGGCUUUUGCUAGGGGGCUUCUGGCGCAGGGCAGAGCUGUGGGAUCCGGCGUGAAAGAAGUCACGAGCCCGAAAGGCUAAGACUGGCUUUUGCUAGGGGGCUUCUGGCGCAGGGCAGAGCUGUGGGAUCCGGCGUGAAAGAAGUCACGAGCCCGAAAGGCUAAGACUGGCUUUUGCUAGGGGGCUGGCUGCCGACGGACAGAGUCCUGACAGCGAAGUAAAGCUCUAGCCGAGAAAUCCUGGCAGAGAGAUAAAGAGGGGUUAACGCUGAGAAAAGGGUGUCUUCUGGGGGCAGGGGUUCUCGAAGGCAGCUACGCCCGAGGAGAGAUGUGCUGGAGUUUGCAAGUAUGAGGGCAAAGGAGGAAUGUGUACCAUCUGCCUCAGUGAACCCCUUUUAAAACUGAGACCUAGAAAAGAUCUUAUAGAGACACUAUUACAUGAAAUGAUACAUGCAUAUUUAUUUGUCACUAAUAAUGAUAAAGAUCGGGAAGGUCAUGGUCCAGAGUUUUGUAAACAUAUGCAUCGCAUCAAUCGCCUGACUGGAGCCAAUAUAACAGUAUACCACAGCUUCCAUGAUGAAGUGGACAUAUAUCGUCAACAUUGGUGGCGUUGCAAUGGGCCCUGCCAAAACAGAAAACCCUACUAUGGUUAUGUGAAACGGUCAAUGAACAGAGCACCCUCACCUAAAGACUUCUGGUGGGCUGAGCAUCAGAGAACUUGUGGAGGCACGUACAUAAAGGUCAAAGAACCAGAUGGCUAUUCAAAAACAGGCAAGACGAAGACAGAUCUAGAAAAACGGCCAAACUUGGGGACGAAAAGCAAAAAUAAAGGUAAACCAAAGGAAGGGGGGAGCCAACUAUUGAGUCCUUUCAGUGGAAAAGGUUAUCUCCUGGGAGGAACAAGCAAUGUAUCAUCACUUGGGAAACUCAUCAACCCACCUGCCAUUAAUAAAACUCAAGAACUGCUUAAUCAAAACUGUCCAUUGGUUGCCACAAGACCUAAUCAUAAAAAUGAGUUGAAAUCAAAUUCAUCUCGAGGAAUUAUCAGCUCUGAAGAUAAACCCCCCACUAAGAGACCCAAAAUUGAAAACAAAACUGCUUUUGCAAAUUUUUUUAUCAAGAAAGAGCAAACAAAUAGCAUGUGUACAAGUAGAAAUGAUUCAAAAUGCAGUUCAUUCCCUGACACCUCGUCUCAGAAUUCCAGUGACCUUGCACAGCAAAAAGCAGUGAGCUGCCCUGUUUGCCAAACUCAAGUUUUGGAGACACAAAUUAAUAAACACUUGGAUUCCUGCCUUAUGUAAAAAGCCAAAGAGUUGGAAAUGUCUUUGGGAAACUAAUUUGUCUUAAGAUAGCAAAAGAUCAGUUCAUAAGUGUAUCAUGCUAAUUAAUCAGGAAGUUAAAAGUGUUGUGAAUAAUAAAGAAGUAUAUUAUAUAUAUGUAAAGAUUAUAAAAUUGAGAUGGCUCUUUCUCUGAGCUCCAAAGAAGAUUCUGUAUUUUUUCUAUCAGAAUUUUGAAAAAUUCUAACUGUAUGUAGAUGUCCCAGAAGUCUUCAUGUAACUUUGAACAGCAUAUACAGUGGUGACAUAGUUCACAAUUUGUUGAUUGAAUUUUAUUAUUUAGUUUGCGGUUAUUAACACAUGAAUAAAAAGGAUUUUAAAAUAUGUUUAAAAUAACUUGUUUUUCAGACGUAAAUCUAUUAUCUGUUUUUAUCAAAUGAUACCAUUUUAAAAUUGAAAUAGAUACAUACAUAGACACACACACAAAUGUUGAAAUCCUUUCAAUGGAAAAGUUUAUCUCCUGGAAAGAACAAGCAGUGCAUCCUCACUUGAGAAACUCAUCAAUCCACAUAUCAUUAAUAAAACUCAAGAACUCUAGAACUGUUUACUCAAAACUCUUAACUGAUUGCCAUAAGAUUUCAUCAUAAAACUGAGUUAAAAAUAAAAUUCGUCCCAUAUAGCUCUGAAAAUAAAUUACCAAAUAAGAGACCUAAAGCCAAGCUAUAAUAUUGAGAUGCUGUCUAAAAAGUUGAGAAUGGUUUUUAGAGUUGCAAAUAUGAGGGGGGGGGGGGGGGGAGUGAAGUUUAAAGCACCUUUUUGAACAUAUCUAACUAUAAUUAACCUUCACAUAUUAAAAAAAAAUUGUAUCUUGAAAGGUUUUUUUAAACAUUGUAAUUCUUCAUUAGUAUUUUGUGACGACAGAGCAAAAUGACUAGAUUUCAGGCUUAAUUGAGGUCCAGGUCCAGAGAUAGCAAACUGACUUAAUUGCAGUUGCCUGCAUAUUGCUGAUUGAUGUUAAAAAAACUGUGUGGUAAUUACUAAAUUUAGUUAAGCUAAGGAUUUUAGCUUUCAUAUGCAUAAGGAAAGGGCUGCUUUGUUGAUACCCUCAGUAGAAAAUAAAAGACAAUAUAUUAUAAUCUUUAAAAUAGAAUUUUUUUGAGGUACAUUGUAUAGUUCUGUCGGUUUGUUUUAAGAAAAAUUUUCUAGGUUCUAAUGAUGAGACUAAUAAUUUUCUAAUAAAGUUUACUUGAGAACAGACUGGGUAUAAGCUACUUGAAAAACUAGUAUUUUUUUCUGUGGGGAAGUGGGGAAAUGUUCUAAUAUAAAUAUUGGAAUCCACAUCAAAUUAAAAAGCUUUUGUACAAACAACUAAUGCAGACAAGAUUA
Molecule: messenger RNA, 3532 nt
Organism: Sarcophilus harrisii (Tasmanian devil)
Lineage: Eukaryota; Metazoa; Chordata; Mammalia; Dasyuromorphia; Dasyuridae
Gene: SPRTN
Product: SprT-like N-terminal domain
Exons: 5
Coding region: 1235-2170 (311 amino acids)
Biological process (GO): DNA repair
Cellular component (GO): nucleus
Molecular function (GO): polyubiquitin modification-dependent protein binding; single-stranded DNA binding; metalloendopeptidase activity
Source: RefSeq, a predicted model, not a curated record